AUGCCAGUCGGAGAAUCUGUAACGGGUCAUAUAAAUUUAGGCAUUGCAGAAAGAUUUCAGAAGAAAUUAGUAGUGAUUGAUACACCUGGACUUUUUGAUACUAACAAGAAAAAAGAUAACACAGAUAUUUUACGAGAGAUAUCUAAAUGUUACGCAGUUACGUCUCCGGGUAUUCAUGCUAUUAUUCUAACAAUACCCAUUGGAAGAAUAACGGAUAAUAUUGACGAGACAGUAAAUAUCUUUUUGAGCUAUUUUGGAAACGAAGCAACUUCAGUAAUGCUAAUCGUAUUCACGUUUAAAGCUCAACUUGAAAUAGAGGAAAUGCCAUUUGAAACUUAUAUUAACUCAAUUCCGAAGGAAUCCCCUCUUUAUACAGUUUUGAAACAAGUAAAUGGGAGAUAUCUUGCCUUCGGAUAUAAGGGGGAAAAGGCAGAUAGGGAUGAAGAAGUAAAACAACUUUUAGAUAUGAUAGACAGAAACGUAGAAAAUCUACCUGAUGGCUCGUUUUCUAAUGAAAUGUUUAGAGAAUUAGAACAAUACCUGCGAGAUGAAGAGGAAGCCGCUAAAUAUUAUGAACAAUGGAAAGAAAAAAAAGAAUACAAAGAAACAAAUAGAGAUAGACUCAGAAGAUCAAUUGUCGAUGACAUAAUAGAAUUCUUUGAUCCUUAUUUCGAAUACUUCUCACAAUUAUAUAAAUCGAUGGUUUACCAGUAA
Molecule: messenger RNA, 714 nt
Organism: Saccostrea echinata
Lineage: Eukaryota; Metazoa; Mollusca; Bivalvia; Ostreida; Ostreidae
Product: GTPase IMAP family member 7-like
Exons: 1
Coding region: 1-714 (237 amino acids)
Molecular function (GO): GTP binding
Source: RefSeq, a predicted model, not a curated record